Molecule: messenger RNA, 1665 nt
Organism: Poecile atricapillus (Black-capped chickadee)
Lineage: Eukaryota; Metazoa; Chordata; Aves; Passeriformes; Paridae
Gene: DNAJC5G
Product: DnaJ heat shock protein family (Hsp40) member C5 gamma
Exons: 4
Coding region: 16-849 (277 amino acids)
Source: RefSeq, a predicted model, not a curated record
GUCCCGCUGUCCCCGAUGUCCCCGCUGUUCCCCCUGUCCCGGGCGGGCUGUCCCCGCUGUCCCGUGUUCUGUCCCGCUGUCCCGGGGCGGGCUGUCCGCUGUCCCCGCUGUUCCCGCUGUCCCGGUGCCGCCUGUCCCCGCUGUCCCGUGUCCUGUCCCCGCUGUCCCGUGUCCCGGGCGGCGCAGGCGCAGAGCGGCGGCGGCGCGGGCGGAAGCGGCGGCGGGCGCGGGCAGGGCCGUGGCGCUCGGUGCCGCGUCCCGUCCGACCCCGCCACCCUCGGCUCGGCCAUGGCGGAGCCCCCGCGGCCGCAGCGGAAGCUGUCCCGGGUCGGGGAGAGCCUGUACCGGGUGCUGGGGCUGCAGAAGGGCAGCUCCCCCGAGGAGAUCAAGAAGGCCUAUCGGAAGCUGGCUCUCAAAUACCAUCCGGACAAGAACCCCGAUGACCCGGCGGCAGCCGAGCGGUUCAAGGAGAUCAACAGCGCCCACGCCACGCUGAGCGACGCGGACAAGCGCCGCCUGUAUGACCAGUACGGCUCCCUCGGCCUCUACGUGGCCGAGCAGUUCGGGGAUGAUGCGGUCCGGCACUACUUCCUCAUGUCCAAGUGGUGGUUCCAGGCACUGGUGCUGUGCUGCGGUGCCCUCACCUGCUGCUGCUGCUGCUGCUGCUGCUUCUUCUGCUGUGGGACGUGCUGCCAACCCAAGGAGGAUGAGUCCUACAAGUACGUGGACCCCAAGGACCUGGAGGCACAGAUGGGCGCAGAGGACAGCGGUCCUCAGAUCCCUGUUGUGGCACAGCCCCCGCCUGCCGGCACGGAGCCACUACCAGCCAGCACCAGGAGUGAUGCCUGAGGCUGGUCCCAUCCCGCCGACUCCCCCAGGACUCGGGACAGGAGUUCUCCUUUAGGACUGUCACUUUCUGGGACCAUGGUCCCGCCCCCCGGGCUCAUCAGCCUCGGGAGGGAUAGAAUCUCAGGUUAAUUUGGCCAGCAUCAAUGCACAGGCUCCCGGGCCCCUGCUCGAGCUCCAGGGCAAUGCCCCUGUGUCCCAGCACUGGUGGUGGCAGUGGCCUGGAGCCCAUGCUGCUGUGGCCCCCUUUAGUGCCUUGCCUGUGUCCACGUCGGGCACCGAGCACCAGGCACAAACAGAGAUGCUCCGGGCCGAGCUCCGCAGCUCGCGCGAGGGAGCUGAGCGCGUCCAAGACCAUUAGCACUGUAACCUCUGGGGCUGGGCUGAGCCCGCUGCCCCCUCUGAACCCUCCCGAUGGGUGCUGGGUGCCAAACGCUGCUGUGGGGUCGGGGUGCUUCUAUCUGUACCCCUUUCCUCUGCCCUCUGGCAGAGGUUGUCUGGGUUUUUGUGGGCACCAUUAAAGGCUGAUGGGAGGGGCGUGUGUGUGUGCCUGGGCUCUGUCCAGGGCUGCUGGAACACUCAGCAGCAGGAUGUGCCUCUGCCUGGUGUUGUCCACGCUGGGGGCUGUGCCCAUGGAUCCUGCAGGGUGGUGGACUGGCUGGGGCGUGGCGUGGGCACUGUCCUCUGUGGAGUGGUCCUGUCGAGUGAAUGUCACUCGUUUACUGUCACCCACUCUGUCCUCUGCUGCUGACUCCCACAGGCUCUGCUCUUCCCACUCCUUGCUGCUGCAGCCCUGGAGCCCUGCUCCCCACUGCCCAG